CAGCGCUGCAGUGAAAUGACACGCUGAGAUGUUUACACUAAAGUGCUCGGUAAACCUUCGAGCUGACGAAUCCCCCGGUCCCACCGUAAUGACCACAACCACGUGGUGAAGUCAGUCCUAUAUAAAUCUCUCUCUCUACAACCGGCUGCCUUCAGAUGUUUGUGUAUGUUGGCAGAUGGAGCGUUGUUUUCCACCAGCAGGAAUGGAGGAGUGCGUAAACUGAAGGGGAAAACACUUUUGCCUGCUGCUACAUAAGUUUAUCGCAUCAUCCAGUUCUCUUUAUGGUUCUUGAGGCGCAUAUGCGUUAGGACGCGUCAGAUCGGUAACGUUUCCUUUUCUUCAGCAUCUGCUGGUGCCAAACGCACAAGGCGAUGCGCUGUGCAGAGUGAGCGGAGGCUUUUCCCGGACCUUCUCGUCUUCAAGCAAGUGAAAGGCGAUUUGAAGAGAGUUUGCGGCGCUCGAUGCGGCGGAGGUGCGCGCAAAAACCCCGCAGGCGUCGCUUCUGUGCUUUGAGAACCACAAACUUUUCUUAGGGCAUUAGAUGGCCACAUCUAUGGCUAUUAUAGUGUCCCGUGAUUUUGUGUUGAUGAAUGUGCAUCCACAAUGAAGUGAUUUGGAAUGAAGACCUUAUUUGUUCUCCCGCACAUAACGAAUCUGACUGAUCAUUUCAUGUCGGCAUCUCUGAUGGAUUUGCACGUACAAUAAAGAGAGACGUUUGUCAUUGAUGAUAGUGCGCGCAAGAGCGCAAAGAGUCGAAGUUUGCUUCGCCCAGCGAGUCAUUGAGAUGAUUGGGUUUCUGCUUAACUGAAGUCAUUAAACAGCAUUUUAAAAGUCGCCUAUGGUACAAAAACAAACGCACAAAAUGAACUUCGUCUUGAGUCUUCUCCUGACCUUGGAUUUAGCCACGGUGGCCGUCAGUCUAUCCACAUGCAGCACUCUAGACAUGGAUCAGUUCAAGAAGAAGCGGAUCGAGGCCAUCCGUGGUCAGAUCCUCAGUAAGCUCAAGUUGAGCAGUCCUCCGGAGAUCUAUCCGGAGCCUGAGGAGGUGUCCCGGGACAUCAUCGCCAUCUAUAACAGCACAAGGGACCUGCUGCAGGAGAAAGCCAACGAGCGAGCGGCCACCUGCGAGAGGCAGCGCAGCGAGGAGGAGUACUACGCCAAAGAAGUGCACAAAAUAGACAUGCAACCCUUCUACCCUGCCGAAAAUGUCAUCUCUCCAACGCAUUACAACCCGUACUUCAGGAGACUGAGGUUUGACGUGAGCUCCAUGGAGAAGAACGCCUCGAACCUGGUGAAGGCCGAGCUCAGGAUUUUCAGACUGCAGAACCCAAAGGCUCGUGUGUCUGAGCAGCGCAUUGAGCUUUACCAGAUUUUAGGUCAUAAAGACCUCACGUCACCCACACAGCGCUACAUUGACAGCAAGGUGGUGCGCACCCGUACAGAGGGGGAGUGGCUGUCCUUCGAUGUGACGGAGGCCGUCAGUGAGUGGCUGCUACACAGAGACAGAAACAAUGGAUUCAAGAUCAGUCUGCACUGUCCCUGCUGCACAUUUGUGCCGUCAAAUAAUUACAUCAUCCCCAACAAGAGUGAAGAGCUGGAGACACGCUUUGCAGGUAUAGAUGACAGCUUUGUGCAUGGUGGGGAUCUGAAGAUGUUUAAGAAGCGCCGACACAGUGGCCAGUCUCCACAUCUGCUGUUGAUGCUGCUUCCAUCAUUCCGUCUGGAGUCCCAGCACAAGAGCCACAGACAGAAACGAGCACUGGAUGCAGCCUAUUGCUCCAGGAAUGUGCAGGACAACUGCUGUUUACGCUCUCUCUACAUCGACUUUAAGAAAGAUCUGGGCUGGAGGUGGAUCCAUGAACCAAAAGGCUAUAACGCAAACUUUUGCGCAGGAGCCUGUCCGUAUCUGUGGAGCGCUGACACCCAGCACAGCAAUAUCCUCGGCCUCUAUAACACUAUUAAUCCAGAAGCUUCUGCGUCUCCGUGCUGUGUGUCUCAGGAUCUGGAGCCCCUCACAAUACUCUACUACAUCGGCAAAACGCCCAAGAUUGAGCAGCUCUCCAACAUGAUUGUCAAGUCCUGCAAGUGCAGCUAGAACUGAUCAGCUCCCUGUUUACCAACAUGCAUUCACACAAACAAACACACACUAACUUGCGUCAAGGUACAAUAGAGUUAAUGCCAGUUCCUUCAAGUACACACCCUUGCAAACACACACCCAUCUAGACUGUGUGUGGAUGGGUGUACUUUUGCUGGAAAACGGGCCCUGUCGGCAUGCGUCAUAUCACCCGAUCAUCACUCUAUGGAUGUGAGUUUGGCAAACACUGGAAGUAUGUGAUAGGUGUCUAUUUGUGAAGCAAGUGGAAGAGAAGAUCCCUCGUUCCAAAAUUUAUUUAAAACAAACACUUCUUUCUGUUCUUUUGUAGUUAUUGUUGUUGUUGAUUUCGUUUCUCUCAAGACUACAGAUCUUCUUUGUUUGACUAUUUGUUAAUGUUAUUAACCCAUUAAUUGAUUACUGGAGGUAAUGACCAGCCUCCCUGGUGAAAGAUCACAACAGAAAGAUGGAAAAUCGUGGAGCGGUGUUGGAGAUAACGCAAGCCUCAGAAACACUAGAACUAGCCACCUUAUGUAAAGUGAAAAGGUUCAAGACCAGCAAGUCAUGUUGUUCAUGUUGUUUCAGGCCUUAAGCCCAAAGUGUACUUCGAUUUUGACGGGAACGCUCAAUGUCUUCGUACAGUCGAACGCGAGCCUGUCAAAGUAUACACCAUAUAACUGUGUGCGCAUACACAGGCGGUUGGCGCAUGCGCGCUACGACUGCUAUGAGACACUGGAAUAUUUAUCUGCAUAAGUUUAGACCCAUAAUGAUGUCUCUUCCUUCAGACUCGAGUUAUACAAAUGCAGGUAUCUCCAGACCUCCUCACACAUGCGCUCUUGACUUGCACAUCCACUGUUGUUGUUUUUACCUUCAUCUCCUGAUGUUUACCGGUGAUUACAUCUUCUUCUAGCGCUUCUUCAUGACAGCAACGGCUCAAAUGUGAGUGUUGCACAUUGUGGACUCACUAAUUCGUGCAAAUAAUUUCAGGUGCAUGCACAUUCUGCACGUUCAAAGACGCGCGGUUAGAAGAAUCGGGCUGUGCGCAUUCAGUGCUAGAGAACUCUGACGAUGACAAGAUUUGUGUCACGCGUCCUGUUCGCAGAUGCUCAGAGUUCGCAUCUGACCGAAGUAUACUUUGGGCUUUAUUCUGAAGUCUGAGUGAAGAGUUCAAUUUGCUUAUUUCAUUCUUUACACAAAUCAUUCGUAAACAGUCACAAAAAUACCAGCAUGUUCUAAGAAGAAGCACUGGUUAUAAUAGCACACAUACCUGAAGGUUAGUUCAGAAGACGCUGACAAACAGUUCUCUUGACUUGAAUUUGUUUUGAUCAUCGGGGUCCCGUAUCGACCUGACAGAGCAAGUGCUAGCAGUGAUGUAACACAACAGUCAGGGAAUAUUAAUUUUCAUUUUCCCAUUCAUUUUCUCCAUAGAGAAAAGACUUUAUAUAACAAUAACGUAAACACUUUUUCAGACAGACCUGAAGAAAGGUGCUGUGGUGAAAAACUACACUACCCAUAAUACAGAAGAGAGAUUCGCCAAUCAGAGAAAUCGCUGUUUCCAUGGAAACAAGAACUGCAACAAAACUACUCCGCAACAACCACCUCAGUGAGUGAAUGGUGGAUGACGUAAUCGAGUCAGCCUCCUAACACUCUCAAACUUCAUAUACACCGAUGAGCCAAAACAUUAUGACCACUCGCAGGUGAAGCAAAUAACAUUGAUCAUCUCCUAACAAGGCCACAUGUCAAGGUCUGGGUAGAUUAGAUGGUAAGCGAACAAUCAAUUCUCGUAGUCAACGUGUUAAAUGCAGGAGAAAUGGGCAGGAGUAAAGACCUGAGCAACUUUGACAAGGGCCAAAUUUUUAGGGCCAGACGACUGGGUCAGAAUAUCUCUGAAACGGCAAGGCUUAUGGGGUGCUCCCGGUCAGCAGUGGUGAGUACCUAUUGACAGUGGUCUGAGGAGGGAUAAACCACAAACCAGCUACAGGGUGUUGGGCGCCCAAGGCUCAUCGAUGCAUUAAGGCAACGAAGGCUAUCCCGUCUGUUCCGAACCGACAGAAGGUCUACUGUGGCACAAGUCAUGAUGGUUAUGGGAGGAAUGUGUCACAACACACAGUGCAUCGCAUCCUGCUGCGUAUGUGGCUGCGUAGCCGCAGACCGGUCUGAGUGCUCAUGAUGACCCCUGUCCACUAUCUAAAGCACCUACAGUGGGCACGGAACUGGACCUUGGAGCAGUGGAAGAAAGUCAUCUUGUCUGAUGAGUCCCAUUUUCUUUUACAUCAUGUGGACGGCCGUGUAUGUGUGCGCCGCUUCCUGGGUAAGUGAUGGCACCAGGAUGCACUGUGGGAAGAUGACCAGCCAAUGGAGGGAGUGUGAUGCAAUGGGCAAUGUUCUGCUGAAAAAUCCUGGGUCCGGCCAUUCAAGUAGACAUCAAUUUGACACAUGCCACCUACCCAAACAUCGUUGCAGACCCCUUCAAAGCAAUGGUAUUCCCUGAUGGCAGUGGGCUCUUUCAGCAGGAUAAUGUGCCCUGCCACACUGCACACAUUGUUCUGGAAUGGUUUGAGGAGCAUGAUGAAGAGUUCAAGGUGUUGCCCUGGCCUCCAAAUUCCCCAGAUCUCAAUCCAAUUGAGCAUCUGUGGGAUGUGCUGGACCAAAAGUCCAAUCCAUGGCGGCUCCACCUCGCAACUUACAGGACUUGAAGGAUCUGAUGCUAAUGUCUUGGUGCCAGAUAUCACAGGACACUUUCAGGGGUCUUGUAGAGUCCAUGCCUCAGCGGGUCGGCGCUGUUUUGGCGGCACGCAGAGGACCAACAGCAUAUUAGGCAGGUGGUCAUAAUGUUUUAGCUCAUCAGUGUAUAUUUUUAUGUAUCUGAAUAUUUUGCAGUAAACUUAAAAUAUGUUUAUACUUACAAUCAAUGACUUUAAGACAAUAGUUUUGUAUUGUACUGUCAUUUUUUUAUUCGAUUACGGCAUUCGCUGUGCUUCAUGAGAUGCAUAGUUCAUAAAAGAUGUUAAGUACACAGACUUAUACCUUUGUCUUUUUCUCCUAUUUUCAAAUAAGUUUUUGCUUCUUAUCAAAUGUUGUAAUGUUGUGAUUCAUGAUCUCAGAGUUAGUUUGUUUGAUUCAUAGAUUAGAACGCUUUACUGAAAAAGUUUCUUGAAAUGCCUAUGGAGAAAAUGAAUGAGAAAAAUACUUUUGAAACCAAAGCAGCUGAAAAAGUGUCACUGUUGUGCUCUAUAGCAGAAUGAAGUGAUGUCAUCAUGCUGCUACAGAGACUGAGGUGAUGACAGGUGACAUGAGAAGAGAGAGGGGUAAAGUGUCAUUAAGGUCAUAGACUAUAAUGAAGGGAAGAUUUUGAAGAAUGUGAAAAUAUAAUGGACAGGUAGCGCAAUCCAUGAGGGACGAGUUACCGCAGUGUGUUGUGUUUUUAACAUGUUGUGCUGAGGCCAGAUUCACAAAUGCACUGCAGCAGCUUCAAAUGCUGUAUGUUUAUCAUUGAGAAACUUUCUUUAACACAUCUCAAACUGUUUUCCUGAAUUUGUGAUAUUCACUGCAAAAAAAAAAUUUUCUUAAUCAGAAUUUAUUUUUAAUUUUUUGUCUAGUAAAAAUAUCAAAACAUCAUUAAAACAAGAUAAGAAAAACUAAACUAGAUGAUACAUUAAAUAACACAAUUUUGUGGAUUUUAUGUGUAAAACAAGAAAAAAAUUAUUUGCCAAAGAAAACUUAAUUUUCUGAAAAGGUCUGAUUAUUUUACAGUUUUGCUUCUCAUGUAAAUGUAUCUUAGUUGAAGGAUGUUUAGAUAUUUUUACUGGUAAAACAAGACAAAAUACUGAUUAAAUGAAUGUUUCAGGUUCAAUAAAAGUUAAGCUCAAUCGACAACAUUUGUGGCAUUAUGUUGGUUACCAAAAAACAUUAUUUUGUAUUCUUCCUCGUUUAUUUAAGAACAAGCAAAAAAAUCGAGGUUACAGUGAGGCACUUACAAUGGAAGUGAAUGGGGCCAGUCAUUAACAUUGAAAUAAACAUUGUUUCAAACGUAUAGACACAAGACAUACACAUUAUACUUGUUAACAUGAUUUUACUGUGAUAAAAUCAGGGAUUUACUGGUGUUACGCCAUUUACCACAUUACGGGGGUUUAUGGGCAUUACACCAUCAUGACAACGCAGUUGUAUAAUUGGAUAUUACUUUACACAGAUAAGGUUAGUAAGUGAUUUUAUAACACUUAAAUCAUGUUAACACGUAUAAUGUUUACGUCUUGUGGCUAUACUUUUGAAACAGUGAGUAUUUAAAUGUUUAUAGACUGGCCUCUUUCACUUCCAUUUUAAGUGCCACACUGUAACCCUUUUGCAGACAAUUAUUAUUAUUAUUAUUAUUAUAUUAUUAUUAUUAUUAUUAUUAUUUUAUUUUUAUUUUUUUAUUGUUUUUGCGGUAAUCAACAUUAUGCCAAAAAUGAUCAAAUUUGAUCUUAACUUGUUAAGAAAAAGUUUUUUGCAUUGAUUUCUCUUGGAGGAAAAGAGAUCCUUUGUUAUGAAGAAUUGCACUGACUCUUUUAUUUCUACAUUUUUUUUAUUUUUUUUAUUUGUAACUUUGUUGUUUUUUAUUCGUAGUUAAAGCUUCACCCACAUAACAUGAGCUGAUGAUGUGAGUGGCGUCCAGGUGGAGGUUUCCCUUUUAACUAGUCCUUAUCUUAACUAGUAUAAGAGGUAAAACUGGUCUUAGAUCAGUUUAAAAGGGCAACCUUUACCUAUGCCCAGGACUUUUAGGUGACAAUUAUUUUAUUUUUAUUAGGAUAAUAGCGCCAGUGGACUUCCUGGAGACACAGGAAGUGGAAUGAGACACCAGCAUUGUCACACUAGAGCUCUUUAUUGUUAUUGUUGUCUAUGAUGAUGAUGUCGAUAUUGUUGACCCACUACGAUGUAUUGUAACACAUUACUGUUGUGGUGCUCUAGUGGCAAAUAAAUUAUUUAUGUGACAAG
Myxocyprinus asiaticus (Chinese sucker) is the source of this 7063-nucleotide messenger RNA. Its product is annotated as transforming growth factor beta-2 proprotein-like. The transcript has 7 exons. NCBI's taxonomy places the organism in Eukaryota, Metazoa, Chordata, Actinopteri, Cypriniformes, Catostomidae. Gene Ontology annotation, molecular function: growth factor activity; cytokine activity; type II transforming growth factor beta receptor binding. Gene Ontology annotation, biological process: transforming growth factor beta receptor signaling pathway; BMP signaling pathway; regulation of cell population proliferation. Bases 839 to 2095 code for a protein of 418 amino acids. Gene Ontology annotation, cellular component: extracellular region. The record is from RefSeq and is a predicted model, not a curated record.